Perca fluviatilis (European perch) is the source of this 1061-nucleotide messenger RNA. RefSeq names its product ATP synthase peripheral stalk-membrane subunit b (gene atp5pb). Gene Ontology annotation, molecular function: proton transmembrane transporter activity. Bases 120 to 878 code for a protein of 252 amino acids. The transcript has 7 exons. Gene Ontology annotation, biological process: proton motive force-driven ATP synthesis. The record is from RefSeq and is a predicted model, not a curated record. Lineage: Eukaryota; Metazoa; Chordata; Actinopteri; Perciformes; Percidae.
GAUGUUUCAGGAGGAUAUCUCGUGUUUCCGCCAGCCUUGUGGCUCUUUGCAGAAGGGCACGAAGAGGCCGAAACAAGGGUGCCCUGUGUAGCAAGAACUCGACACUUCAUCCUUCAAACAUGUUGUCCAGGCUCGUUAUUGUGUCAGCCAAUGGCCUGAAAAGCAGCGGUCCCCUUGGAGCUGGUCUGGUCCAGGCGUCUCGCUCCCUGCACACAUCGUCCCAGAGUCUGGCCCCAGUGCCACCUCUGCCAGAGAAGGGAGGCAAAGUCCGUCAUGGCAUCUUCCCAGAGGAGAUUUUCCAGCUCCUGUACCCCAAAACUGGAGUGACAGGACCCUACAUGCUGGGCACUGGCCUCCUCCUCUACAUGCUUUCCAAGGAAAUCUACGUCAUCAACCAUGAGACCUUUGCUGCCGCCUCCAUCGGUGCCGUCAUCAUCUAUGGUGUCAAGAAAUUUGGUCCAAGUGUUGCAGCUUUUGCUGACAAACUGAAUGAGGAGAAAGUGGCCAAGGCUCAGGAGGUGAAGGACCUCGCCAUGGCCAGCCUGGCUCAGGCUAUUGAGGAUGAGAAGAAGGAACAGUGGAGAGCAGAGGGAAGAUCAAUGCUCUUCGAUGCUAAGAGGAACAAUGUGGCCAUGCUGUUGGAGACCAACUACAGAGAGAGGCUACACAUGGUGACCCAUGAGGUGAAGAGGCGCUUGGACUACCAGGUGGCCCUGCAGAAUCUCCACACCCGGAUGGAGCAGGAGCACAUGGUCAACUGGGUGGAGAAGAGUGUCGUCGGCAGCAUCACUCCUCAGCAGGAGAAAGAGAGCAUCGCCAAGUGCAUCACAGACCUGAAGGUUCUGGCCAAGGCCACACAGGCCAGAGCUACAGCCUAAACUGUCAAGUCUUCAGAGAAGACUUCUCUAAUCCCCAACUCAUGGUCCCAAGAAGAGACAUUCACUUUUAUUUACAGAAUAAACUAUUUCUUCUUUAAAGCUUGUCUCUGUCAAUAUGUCAUGGGUGUGUACAGUAUUUACACGUCAGCUGAUGGUGAAAUAAAUGGUUCUCUUAUCCAUCUU